This is a messenger RNA of Pieris brassicae (large cabbage white), 1254 nucleotides long. RefSeq names its product probable methyltransferase-like protein 15 homolog. Gene Ontology annotation, biological process: rRNA base methylation. The transcript has a single exon. The record is from RefSeq and is a predicted model, not a curated record. Lineage: Eukaryota; Metazoa; Arthropoda; Insecta; Lepidoptera; Pieridae. Bases 145 to 1209 code for a protein of 354 amino acids. Gene Ontology annotation, molecular function: rRNA (cytosine-N4-)-methyltransferase activity.
AAAGAAAUACAAGAGAAUAAGACAAAGUUCUGCAACAGGUCUAAAUACUGAAGAGUGCAAUAUAAUUCUUUCUAAUGAAGUGUUAGAAUAUUUAAAAGAGGAAAAUAAAAGUUUCUUUCAUAAAAUCUUUAAAAAGAAUUUAAAAUGAUUUUCAAACAUAUAAUUCAACAGUGGGUUAUCCACAAUCAUCGAUUCUCAACGGAUGUCAAGAGAUUUAAAGAACACACACCAGUUAUGCUACAUGAAGUUGUAAAUUACCUUCAACCUGGUAAUAAUGAAAUUUUUAUUGACAUGACAUUUGGGGCUGGUGGUCAUUCAAAAACAAUUCUGAAAUCAUCUAAUUGUAAAUUAAUUACAUUAGACAGAGAUCCUAAUGCUUAUGAAAAGGCUCUUAAAUUAGCUGAAAAGUUCCCAAAUAGAGUUACACCCCUUUUAGGGAGAUUUAGUGAAUUACCAAGUUUGUUAGAAAAAAAAGGCAUUAAACAGUCAACAGUUGAUGGAAUACUAUUUGAUUUUGGUUGUUCAUCUAUGCAAUUAGAUAAUGGAGAAAGAGGAUUUUCCAUAAGUAAAAAUGGGCUAUUAGAUAUGAGAAUGGAUGCUGGUAGAGAUCCUAAUCAAAUCACAGCAAGAGAAGUGUUAGCCACAGCCAAUGAAAGUGAACUAUACAAAAUUUUUAAAGUUUAUGGUGAAGAAAAAAAUGCAGCCAAAAUUGCACAUACAAUUAUUCAAGCAAGAUAUAUGAUUAAAAACAUUGAUACCACUGAGGAAUUAGUAGAUGUAGUCGAUUCUUGUUGCCCUAAUGAAUAUCGUUUAGAUAAGCUUCAACGACCACAAUCAAAUGCCACAAAAAUUUUUCAAGCACUUCGAAUAUUCGUAAACAAUGAACUUAAUGAAUUGAAUUAUGGCAUGGUCUUAGCUAAAUACUAUUUGAAACUCAAUGGUAGAUUAAUUACAAUAUGUUUUCAUUCUCUUGAGGAUACAAUUGUCAAACGUCAUAUAGCAGGCAAUAUUGUCAAUGAAACCGCCAACCCUGUUCCUUUAAGAUACUUAAACCCCUUGUUAGUACAAGAUCAAGACACAAUCAAUCAUUUUUUGGAUACCCCUUGGAAACAAUUAAAUAAGCAUGUUGAUAUCCCAACUGAAGAAGAAGUUUUACGAAAUCCUAGAAGUAGAAGUGCUAGGUUGCGAGCUGCAAUCAAAAUCAAGUAAAAACAAAUGUAUUUCUGGAUAGUUGUAGUAAAGUGUUACUCUAUA